This is a messenger RNA of Candidula unifasciata, 1458 nucleotides long. NCBI's taxonomy places the organism in Eukaryota, Metazoa, Mollusca, Gastropoda, Stylommatophora, Geomitridae. The record is from the annotation of a GenBank genome assembly.
AUGGCUUCCAGAAUUCAUUUAACAGAAAUGAACAACUUCGAACCACCAUUCCAGACAAGAGACACCUGCCUUGCUGCUAUGCUCAACAGAUCAUCUCGAAUGAAUGUGACUCACUGCAAACCAGAAUGGGACCACUAUUCAGAAAUGUGCUGGGCGCCCACGCCAGCAGGGGUCACAGCCAUAACUUCUUGCCCUGACGAUGGCUUUCUUAACCCUAACCAGUUUGCCACUCGACAAUGCCUAGCUAAUGGUACUUGGUUUGUCAAUUACACAUUCGAUGAUAAGCCUUACACUAACUAUGAAAACUGCUUUCUCCCCGAUGACCCGUCUGCAGCAGAUGACUUGAAGAAACUUGUGAGUAAUAAAAUUAUUGUACUUCUUCGAUCCUUGGACGGAUACACACGAUUGUACCUGCUUCUGCAUGUGGUGUCCAUCGCCGUGCUGUUGGCGGCAAUGAUCAUUAGUGCUGCUGUUGUGAUCAAGCUAAAACAGCGACGCCCUAUGACCUAUUCAUACAUCGCCCUCAGCAUAGCAGCAGCAGCUCUGCUGGUCAACAACGCUGUCACAGUGUCCGUGAGUGCCAUCGACGACGCCACAAACGUCUUCAAGUGUCGCUUGGCUAAAUCGUUGGUGCUGGUCAGUCACAUAUUGUUUUAUGAAUGCAUUUUUGGCUACUUUUAUAUGUGUAUUGUUUCUAUUCUACAAAUCCCCAUUAGGACAUUACUCUUGAAAUUAAAGAUCGCUGCAGCCGUGACUUUGGCCAUUUUACUUGUUCUCGCUGAACAAUUUGCUGAGAUCGUCUCAUAUCGUUCAAAAUACUGCGGUUUUAGAACUCUACAAUCAAAAUAUCACUGGUUGACCACAGCUCCACGAUUACUGCUGAUACUGAGCAAUAUGUGUUUAGACUGCGUAACAAUAUUUGGAACCUUUUAUUUGAAACAGCCCCAUUUGGAAAAAGACCGUCUGCUGCGGGAUAUUCGUCAAAAAGCAACUUGUGCCAUGAUGCUAGUGUUGUAUAAUAUUAGUCUAGAAAUUCUCCUGAUUCUCGUCCACACAGAAGCCUACAUGCACUAUUCUGACCUGCCUGUCAACAGCUACUUGCAUGCUUAUUCUCUGGCCGUUGCCAUCCAAGGUAUUGUCUUUACUGUGCUUAUGUGUUUCAUGGACCUCGAGGUGCUAGCAAUGGUAGGGUUACCACGCAAGUGCAGCGCUGUCGACCACAAGACAACGGGAAAUGAGCAGCAGGCUGUCCAGAUGUAUUCAAUGGCCAAGUGGCAUUCAGAUGCAGAUAUCAGCUCGAUGUACGAUCUGGAAAACCAUGCAGCACCAGAUAUGGAGGCGCCGCCGAGUCAUGUCACGAGAGUGGAGUUAAUAUUUCACACAGCAAGACCCGAGGACUCUAUUGAUGCUCAGACAAGAGUAUACGAAUCGAAACUGUACCGGGGACCUCGUAAAUGA